Messenger RNA from Teleopsis dalmanni, 1206 nucleotides. RefSeq lists its product as uncharacterized. The coding region runs from base 1 to 1206 and encodes 401 amino acids. The record is from RefSeq and is a predicted model, not a curated record. The transcript has 6 exons. Gene Ontology annotation, biological process: plasma membrane organization. Lineage: Eukaryota; Metazoa; Arthropoda; Insecta; Diptera; Diopsidae.
AUGCUCUUUACCUUGGUGUAUUUGCAGGCAAUUGUGGUAUUUGAAGCAAAGUAUGCGUCUCCUGACGACGCCGCUGGCAAUUUUGAGCCGACAAAUUUGGUACGUUCUAUACAGGAGCAACAGAAUAUUAGCUGCAGCAGCCACAGCUUGGAUGAUGAUCAACAGAUGCUACUUGACAUCGAACAGAACAUAGCGAACCUGGAGCGCAGUCUGAAUAGAGAAUCCGGUGGCAAUGUGGCCACUGGGAGUAGUGGCGCUAGUGGUAACGAUACUUUUGUAUCCCAAAAGAAGCGCCACUUACUAAGACGUGUCAUGUCGGCCGCACAAUCUGGCGCUUCAACAUCAAGUCGCCAAAGAACAGAAUUAAAAUUUGACAAAUUUGGCAAAUCGCCAACAGCGGCCGCAUCAACAAGUGCUAACGCAAUGGCGGUUGAUACAAAUAUUGCUGGUAUUGCCAGUAGCAACGGAAGUCCACUGCCCAAGGAAAAGAAAAUGUCUUUACGCACAGUAAGAAAUAUAAUGCGCUUAGGACGGAGUAGGCAACAAACACAGUCACGCGAUAGUAGCACCGAGGAUGAGGGCAGAUCUCCAUUAAUAUUCGAAACUGACGGCACACUGGCAACGACAACUGCCACUGAAGGUGAAACUGAUGAUGCCCAACAACAACGUCAACUAUUAAGUGGUACACCUGGUGCAGUUGACAGUGAACAAUCGAAUCAAUCAAGUGAUAUGGAAGAGUUGCAACAUUUCGAUCAAGGCAAAAUGAUUAAGGCAAUGACACGCACAGCGGACCAUUUGAAAUCUCAAGAUUUUCAAGUAUGCAUCACAAUAAUUGAAGCACGACAAUUACCAGGCUUAAAUAUGGAUCCUGUAGUUUGCAUACAAGUCGGAGAUCAAAAAAAAUACACAAGUGUGAAGGAGAGCACAAAUUGUCCUUACUAUAAUGAGUAUUUUGUUUUUGAUUUCCAUAUGCCACCAGUCAUGUUAUUCGAUAAAAUUAUAACGUUGUCGGUAAGUAAGUUUGUUUGCGAAAUGAAACUAAUUAUCCACAAACAUUGUAAUUAUUCAAUUAAAACAAAUUACAAAAGUGGAGCUCCAACUUGGUAUAUUUUGGUCAUACAAUCAAGGAAGUUUCUACGUUCUGGUACGCUUGUGGGUUCAUUUAAAAUAGACUUAUCAACCGUCUAUGAUGCGCCUGGUACUUAA